This is a messenger RNA of Nerophis lumbriciformis (worm pipefish), 5084 nucleotides long. Its product is annotated as four and a half LIM domains protein 1-like. Gene Ontology annotation, molecular function: transmembrane transporter binding. Gene Ontology annotation, biological process: muscle organ development. NCBI's taxonomy places the organism in Eukaryota, Metazoa, Chordata, Actinopteri, Syngnathiformes, Syngnathidae. The record is from RefSeq and is a predicted model, not a curated record.
CAUCUACAACACUUGUCCUUCACUGGGUUCUGUAGAAAAGGCACUGGUGAGUAAACGCCAGACCUUGGCGCCAUUUCGGGCUGUCCACUAUACCUCAGAAGCAGGUGCCCUAAAAGGCGGUGUGAAAGAGGCUACUCGCAUAAGCUGCUGUGUGGUCGGGGUGAGGGCUCCACUGUUGUGAAUUUCAAGUGCCUACAGGAAAUGGAAAUCCUUGGUGUAGAUUUGUGGAGUCACAUCAUCCUUUUUAAAAAAAAAAAAAAAAAUAAGACUACAUGCUCUGAUUAUGGAAAUGACAACAUGUCCAAUUGUGUACUGACUGUAAUGUAAAUAUAACUAUGUGGUUUCAGUUCCUCCUCUGCUGUGUUUCGACAUAUUUUCUUUUCAUACCAACUACUAACAAAUCCCUAUAAAUGUUUGUCUUAAUGACUUCUAAGCAGUGUUCUCAAUUUAAUUAACUGUGACUUUCUGGACAUCAUAUACAUUUGUAUUGUGUGAAUUGUUUGAAGACAAUUAUUUAUUUGGUACUUUUGUUAUAUCCUUCCAUGACUAAAUAUGUAUAUUAAAACAAAAUACCCAUUUGUAAGGAAACCAUACAGAAAGAAAUGUUUAUGUUUUAUUAUUUCAAAUAUCACAUUUGACUGACUCAUUCCCUCCUGAUGUGUGAUUAUUUUUUUGUCUUGUCAAACAUCUUGCAAGUGCACCAAAAAUAAAUAUAAAAGACUACAGAUUCUAAAGUUUUAUUUUUUAAGUUUUCCUUCCCCCUGCCUUUUAUUUUGAAGCCGCUUCCGGUGUGCGCUUUCGUGGUGUGUUUCCAGCAGACGCAGACUGACUCAGACGUGUUUAUGAAGGGUCAACGAUAGGACCGAGGACCGCUGCUUCCUGACGCCCGACGAGGGACGCACAUUCCCGGGCACGGAAGUCGACUUUCUACCGAUCCCCCGCUCGCAAAACCAGCUUUUUGAUAUCCCUAAGAAGAGGAAACAAGCCUUACAAGUUGUUGCAUGGGGCGUUGUCUCUAUUAAAGAUGGCCGCCAGCGUGCACUGUUCCUACUGCCGGGAGGACCUCGGGGGUAGGAGGUUCGUCCGCAACGAGGGCCGUCCGGUGUGUGUGCGCUGCCACACCAAAUUCUGCGCCAACAACUGCGCCGAGUGCCAUCGACCCAUCUCUGUGGAAUCAAAGGAGCUGAACCACAAGGGACGCUACUGGCACGAGGAUUGUUUCCGAUGCGGAAAGUGUUACAAGCCGCUGGCGAAGGAGCCUUUUACCACCAAGGAUGAUCGCAUCCUGUGUGGGAAGUGCUGCUCCAGGGAGGAGGCGCCACGCUGCAACAGCUGCUAUAAAGCCAUCCUGGCUGGAACAGAGAGCGUGGAGUACAAAGGCAACUCGUUUCAUGAUGAGUGCUUCACCUGUUGCCAGUGUAAACGACCAAUGGCGUCACAGAGCUUUGUCUCCAAAGGGAGCGACGUCUAUUGCAGCCCCUGCUACGACAACAAGUUUGCCAAAGUCUGCGUUUCCUGCAAUAAGCCCAUAAUGUCAGGAGGAGUCAAUUACCAGGAGCAGCCUUGGCACGGACACUGUUUUGUGUGCAGCUCCUGCUCCAAACCUUUGGCCGGGUCCAGCUUCACCACCCACCAGGACCACGUCUUCUGCGUGGACUGCUACAAGAACAUCGUGGCUAAGAAAUGCAGCGGCUGCGAAAUGGCCAUUACAGGUUUCGGCAAAGGAGUGAACGUUGUGACGUACGAGGGAGGCUCCUGGCACGAAUACUGCUUCAACUGUAAGCGAUGUUCCCUCAGUCUGACCAACAAGCCCUUUGUGACCAAGGGGCGGGACAUCCUGUGUCCAGACUGCGACAGCAACUAGAAGAGGAAAAGAAAAGAAAGCUUGCUCGCUGUUAAGUUUGGACCUUUUGUGGUUAAAUGUCUUUAUUUCAAUGUUGUGAGGCGGCCAUUUUUGUUGCCAACACUCUGGGGAAAUCCCAUUUGAAAAUAUAAGAAAAUAAUUAUUUUUAGCAUAUGGCUCAUAUUUAACACAACGUAUUGGCAUUGUCGCGUACUGUAAGUUAUUACAGUAGUAAUGCUUUAAAAAAAAACAUAAAACAUGCAGACGUCUGGAGUACUACUUUAUGUGCACAAAAAAGCCAAAGAAAAAGUAAAAACAUUUUCAUGUUUCAUACUUUCCAUGCGUUUUUCUUCGUUAGUCCAGAAUGGACAGAUUACAGUGGAACCUCGAUUUACAAGCUUAUUGGUUCUUGAACAGGGCUCGUAAAUCGAAAAGUUUGUAUAGUGAAGCAAAUUUCUCCAUAAAAAACAAUAAAUAUGAAUUAUGGGUUCCAGCUAGAGAUGUCUGAUAAUAUCAGACUGCCGACAUUAUCGGCCGAUAAAUGCUUUAAAAUGUAAUAUCGGUAUCGGUUUCAAAAAGUAAAAUGUAUGACUUUUUAAAACGCCGCUGUGUACACGGACGUAGGGAGAAGUACAGAGCGCCAAUAAACCUUAAUGGCACUGCCUUUGCGCGCCGGCCCAGUCACAUAAUAUCUGCGGCAUACUUGGUCAACAGCCAUACAGGUCACACUGAGGGUGGCCGUAUAAACAACUUUAACACUGUCACAAAUAUGCGCCACACUGUGAACCCACACCAAACAAGAAUGACAAACACAUUUCGGGAAAACAUCCGCACCGUAACACAACAUAAAUACAACACGACAAAUACCCAGAACCCCUUGCAGCACUAACUCUUCCGGGACGCUACAAUAUACACCCCUCGCUACCCCCCCCCCCCCCCCAAACCCCCCACCUCAAACUCCUCAUGCUCUCUCAGGGAGAGCAUGUUCCAAAUUCCAAGCUGCUGUUUUGAGGCAUGUUAAAAAAAAUAAUGCACUUUGUGACUUCAAUAAUAAAUAUGGCACUGCCAUGUUGGCAUUUUUUUCCAUAACUUGAGUUGAUUUAUUUUGGAAAACCUUGUUACAUUGUUUAAUGCAUCCAGCGGGGCAUCACAACAAAAUUAGGCAUAAUAAUGUGUUAAUUCCACGACUGUAUAUAUCGGCAUCGGUUGAUAUCGGAAUCGGUAAUUAAGAGUUGGACGAUAUCGGCAAAAAAGCCAUUAUCGGACAUUUCGAGUUCCAGCCUCAACAAAAGUUAAGUUUUGCACAUUUUCAACACAAUAUAAAGUGCUAUACAGUAUUGUAUAUCAAACAAACAAAGUGUGUCAUUAUCAACAAUGUAAAACAAUAACAACAAGCUGAACAGUCCUGUGUGCUCUGCUCUGCCAACACGCGCACACACAUACAGAAGUCCCUGUGGCGCUGUCACACACGAUCAGAAAUCACAAAAAUCCUUAACUUUAACAACCAUAUUGCUACAAUCAUCCAUCCAUUAAUUUUCUACUACUUGUCCCUUUCGGGAUCGCGGGGGGUGCUGGAGCCUAUCUCAGCUGCACAUGGGCGGAAGGCGGGGUACACACUGGACAAGUCGCCACCCCAUCACAGGGCCAACACAGAUAGACAACAUUCACACUCACAUUCACACACUAGGGCCAAUUUAGUGUUGCCAAUCAACCUAUCGCUACAAUAAUUAACAUUUUAAAAAGUAAAUACCACUUACAUUUUAUUAUUGGCAAAGGUCCUCUCGUGAGCUGCUUCUCACGAGAGAGGAACAAGCAGACAGAGGGAAAAACAGGAGGGGGCGAGAGGGAGGAGCCGUGUGUGUACCAUUGGAAGAGGCGCCGCUGAACGAGAGGUAGUCUUAUUCUCUGCUGUGAAAUAAGUCCGCUUUGGCAUCUUUUUCCAGAAAAGUCAGUUCAUUUUCAUUCAUUUAUUUAUUUAUUUCAGGCAAUAACAUAAAAAAGUACAAAGUUGACAACACAUAAUAAUAUAAAUUAAUAUAUUCAUGAUUGUCCAGUUUUGCCUGAAAGGUAGUGGGAAGAAGAUAAUUCAUUUAAUCCCACCCCCAGUUCUCCAUUCAGUGAUUAUUCACUCUAACUUUGUUCAAGGAUUAUAAUACAGAUGUUGUAUCAUAGUGGCAUUACCACAGGUAACAAUAAUUAUUACACAGUAACAAUAAUUUGUAUCAACAAUGUAGGAAUAAUGAAUAUACCAACAAUGGUAAUAGACAACAUAGCAAUAAUGGUAAUUGUACAGCCCUUACCUUUGGGCUGAUACCGAGGGCGACUGUGUUGACCAGUUUGACGCGUGUAAAUGAUGGAAUGUCCAGUACUGUAGAAAUGUGUUUGGUAAUGACAAUCCGUUUAUUCCAAGCUAUCUAAAUUAAAUCAAAUGUAAGUUAUAUAACAAAAGAUUGCUAACUUUGAAUGGCACAUUAUCACAGCAUUGUCACCACAUGACAUGACACGGUCAAAAACUGUUUGUCCUCCAAUCGCCCAGCCCAUGCUCACACCUGAACCCAAUUUAAGGAGGCUACCAUGGUAACCGCACCAUAGCAACAGUCCCCUCCCUGUCAACACUUCCUGGAUCUUAACAGGAAGUGGGCGGGGCAAUCUGCCGAAAAGGAAAUUUAACAUGCUGAACCCAACAAUCAAUUAGAUAAAAUAAAAUAAAAACAAUAUAAACAAAUAAGGGUAUUUGGCUCCAACAGUAAUAGACAACAUGGCAAUAAUGGUAAGGAAACAUUGAGCACAUGUUAACACUUUGAGACAGAGUAUAGCAGCAGGUUCUCAUCACAUUUAAAAACGUUAUGUGGUACGAAGCCGGCUUCCUCUAAUCUCCUUAUUACGAGCAAGCACAAAAUGGCUGCCAGCGGGACACAAUAUGAAUAAAUGAAGCAUUCGUACACAGAGGCAUAUUUGGCGCGAACUAAAGGUUUGUAAAUCGAGGUUUCACUGCAUGUGUAUGAUUACCUACUAAAAUCAAUACACCACUUUGUUUUUUAUACUUCAAAAUGUGAUUACAGUAUAUACAUGAUUAUACAUUAAGCCCAUACUUGCUUAUCUUCAUUAUGCUGAGUUGUGUCAUUCCAAAAUGCAUGCUAAAGUGUUAGCAUUAGCAUUUGAUUGUUAUCAAUGUACAGCGUUUUUAAAAUGCUUUUCAGUUAAGUGUCAUUCUGUAUCAAAUAAACAUGUUUGAACAAUU